This is a messenger RNA of Lontra canadensis (Northern American river otter), 1498 nucleotides long. RefSeq names its product junctional adhesion molecule 2 (gene JAM2). The record is from RefSeq and is a predicted model, not a curated record. Lineage: Eukaryota; Metazoa; Chordata; Mammalia; Carnivora; Mustelidae. The transcript is spliced from 10 exons. Gene Ontology annotation, cellular component: tight junction; protein complex involved in cell adhesion; cell surface. The coding region runs from base 492 to 1388 and encodes 298 amino acids. Gene Ontology annotation, biological process: leukocyte tethering or rolling.
AGCCGCCUCGCCCCAGCCCCCGCGGCCCGCGCCUCCCGCCCCGGGCUCCUCGCCCCGGGGACAGCUGGCAGCCCCGCGCGGGACCAGACACAAAGCCGAUCAAUCCCGGUGGCGCGGGGGCGGGGGGACGCCCGCCAGGGCUUCCCUUCCGCUCCUCGCCGCCUCCGGCCCCCUCAUUAGGACCCAGCCCACACCUCGUCCGGCGUCCACGGCCCUCCCCCCUCCCACCCCUCACGGCACAAAAGGAACAGCCCAGGCCCCCCCAGCCCGGGACGGGCCAGACCUGCCCCUAGGCGGCCAGCUGAGAAGGCGCCCCCGGCGGGGGGAAACUGACAUCCAUCAGGGUCCGCCCACCGCUCCCCUCCUCUCCGCGGAGCGAGUCUCUCCUCCUCGCCUGCCCCAGAAGUUCGGGGGCCCCGCGCCCGGCCUCCCGCGCUCCGGCCGCCGGGACCCUCGGCCUCCGAGGAGCAGCCAGCUCGGACCCCGGGAAGAUGGCGAGGAGGAGCCGCCACCGCCUCCUCCUGCUGCUGCUGCGCUACCUGGUGGUCGCGCUGGGCUAUCAUAAGGCCUAUGGAUUCUCUGCCCCAAAAGACCAUCAAGUGGUCACAGCAAUAGAAUAUCAAGAGGUUAUUUUAGCCUGUAAAUCCCCAAAGAAGACCAUUUCCUCCAGAUUAGAGUGGAAGAAACUGGGCCGGAGUGUGUCCUUUGUCUACUACCAACAGGCUCUUCAAGGUGAUUUUAAAGAUCGAGCCGAGAUGAUAGAUUUCAGUAUACGGAUCAAAAAUGUUACAAGAACCGAUGCUGGGAAAUAUCGCUGUGAAGUUAGUGCCCCAUCUGAGCAAGGCCAGAACCUGGAAGAAGAUACGGUCACUCUAGAAGUCCUAGUGGCUCCAGCAGUUCCAACCUGUGAAGUACCCAGUUCUGCUCUGAGUGGAACGGUGGUAGAGCUUCGAUGUCAAGACAAAGAAGGGAAUCCCGCCCCUGAGUACACCUGGUUUAAAGAUGGCAUCCCUUUGUCAGAGAAUACAAAACUUGGCUCCCAAAGCACCAACAGCUCCUAUACAGUGAAUACAAAAUCUGGAACUCUGCAAUUUAACACUGUUUCAAAACUAGACAGUGGAGAGUAUUCCUGUGAAGCCCGUAAUUCUGUUGGACAUCGCAGGUGUCCGGGGAAGCGAAUGCAAGUAGAUGAUCUCAACAUAAGUGGCAUCAUAGCAGCUGUAGUAGUCGUGGCCUUAGUGAUUUCUGUUUGUGGCCUUGGCGUGUGCUAUGCUCAGAGGAAAGGCUACUUUUCAAAAGAGACCUCGUUCCAGAAGAGUAGUUCUGCAUCUAAAGCCACCACAAUAAGUGAAAAUGAUUUCAAGCAUACAAAAUCCUUUAUAAUUUAAAAGAAGUCCACCUUUGAGAUACGCCAAAACCACAGUUGUUACACAAGUUAUUAAAAGAUUGUAAAACUCUGCUUUGUCUUACAUUUGCAAAGAGGUACAUGAGAUGAAGU